Chironomus riparius is the source of this 1013-nucleotide messenger RNA. The record is from the annotation of a GenBank genome assembly. NCBI's taxonomy places the organism in Eukaryota, Metazoa, Arthropoda, Insecta, Diptera, Chironomidae.
UCAUACUUUGCAGAGAACUCAACCUUUCUCGUUCUUUUCAACUUCAAACCCUUGAAGAUGGCAGUCGGAAAAAAUAAAGGUUUAGCCAAAGGUGGCAAAAAAGGAACCAAAAAGAAGAUCAUCGAUCCAUUCACUCGUAAGGAUUGGUAUGAUAUCAAGGCACCAUCCAUGUUCACAACUCGUCAAGUGGGCAAGACAUUAGUAAAUCGUACGCAAGGAACAAAAAUUGCAAGCGAAGGUUUAAAAGGUCGCGUGUUUGAAGUUUCAUUAGCUGAUUUGCAGAACGAUAACGAUGCUGAGAGAUCUUUCCGCAAAUUUAAGCUUAUUGCUGAAGAUGUCCAAGGAAGAAAUGUGCUCACAAACUUCCACGGAAUGGAUUUAACAACCGAUAAAUUGAGAUCAAUGGUCAAGAAAUGGCAAACAUUGAUUGAAUGCCACGUUGAUGUCAAGACAACUGAUGGAUAUUUGUUACGUGUAUUCUGUAUUGGAUUCACAGCCAAGGACAGUUCAUCUCAUCGUAAGACAUGCUAUGCCCAAACCUCUCAAAUCAAAACAAUCCGCAAGAAGAUGACAGAUAUCAUCAAUCGUGAUAUCGCCAGCUCUGAUUUGAAGGAAGUUGUUAACAAAUUGUUGCCUGAUUCAAUCGCCAAGGAUAUCGAGAAGGCAUGCCAUGGUGUUUAUCCACUCCAUGAUGUCUUUAUCCGUAAAGUAAAGGUAUUGAAGAAGCCUCGUUUCGAUCUUUCGAAAUUACUUGAAUUGCACGGAGAUGGAGGCAAGUCAACUGAACCAACAGCCACUACAGCUGCAGUCGAGGGAGUUCCAGUUGAACGACCAGAAGGAUAUGAACCACCAAUUCAAGCAGCAGUCUAAACAUUGAAAAAAUUCCAUUAACUACAAUUAGACUCCAUCAAAAAAGAUUUCAAGAAAUGGAUCAGAAUACAAAAGAAAUGCUUUGUAUAGCUUUCAAGAACAUCUGAAAUUAAAAAUGAUUUAUUGAAUACAGAAAAAUUGCU